This is a messenger RNA of Sorghum bicolor (sorghum), 2430 nucleotides long. RefSeq lists its product as uncharacterized. The transcript has 2 exons. The record is from RefSeq and is a predicted model, not a curated record. The coding region runs from base 979 to 2250 and encodes 423 amino acids. Lineage: Eukaryota; Viridiplantae; Streptophyta; Magnoliopsida; Poales; Poaceae.
UCCACCCCUUUUGCCUCCGUUUUUCAGAUCGCCGUCCGUCGAUUUAGGCGCAUCUCUCGUCUCUUGUCUUUGCUCGAUUCCGCCGCGGCUUCCGUCCGUGUCGGUAGAUCGAUUGCGUGGGGGGAUGGUGGUGGUGGUUGUUGUUGUUGUGGGUUAACUGUGACAUAUGAUACCAGAUCUUGAUCCACUCGAAGUGUUCAGUACAUACAACUGCUUCUUGUAGGUUAGUAGCAACUUUUUGUGUAAAUGUCAAAUAAACAUAUUAAUUAUGUGCUUCAGGUCUCACAGUUUUUUUUUUAACCCGACAUGCCAUAUGCUUCUUUUUGUUAUAUAAGAUGUGCUCAGUUAGGCCACCUUUUAUAGUCCACCUACUUUAUCAUUUUCAUCAAACCAUUGGGAAGCUAAUUUGAAGUUUUCAUCAAACCUAUAUUUCCUUGGGUAGAAGUACUAUAUUUGCCUUGUAGAGGAUAGUCUUGUUAAUGUUGCCACUGUCUUUUGGAACAAUACAUUGUGAUUCACAGCCAGUAACUCAUGAUUUGUUUUAGUAAUGUAUUUGUUAUAUGGAGUUGUGCAAUUUCUCUAAAACUUUUGUUGGGCUUUGGUACUUAUCUGAAUGUUUAUGCCCUACUACCUUUAUAGAAAUAUAUGUAUGUUUUCAAGGCGGGAGAUCCUUUGAACCAGAAUGCCCUUUUUUGAUACUAAAAUAUCUGUUGGAAACCAAAAUUGUUCUUUAAAUGAUCUCAAAUAUUAAUUUAAUAAGCUUCACAGUGUGGAAUACUUGAUACUUAUUAUUGACUUAUCUUCUUUCUUUGUCUGGGCACUUGCUUUUGUGUUUAUAUAGAAAAAAAUAUCUGUUUUGAUGAGUACAGAAAAAUAUGUUUUCACAUUUUUUUUGCCUAAACUGCUUAACUUGACACAAAAACAUAUUAUUUUUAACAAUUCUAACGGUUAAGUCAAUUUAACACAGUUGGUUUCAAGAUGACAAGUAAGAAAAGUAACAGAUCUACAGUCACAUCACGCACUGCUCUGCAUAUGGAAUGGGACAGGAUUUCUUGCCCUAUUUGUAUGGAGCAACCCCACAAUGCCGUUUUACUUAUAUGCAGUUCAUACAAGAAUGGCUGCAGAUGUUACAUUUGUAACACAAGCCAUCGACACUCUAAUUGCCUUGACCGGUUCAGAAAAGUGAAUGGUGAUAGUAAGGUCCGUGCUUCACACUCAACCUAUUCGGUGCUUUCAAACUCCAAUAUCAGAACUGUCCAACCAAGAGCUCACUAUAAUAUGAUUUCCAGACGUUCACGGAGCCCAAGACUCGGAAGACAUGUUGAUAAUGAAGGAUCUUAUCAUACCAAUGUAAACAGUGGUCCAAAUCCAGAUGACAUAUCUAGACCUGAAUCUGAUUUCACUAGCUAUCAAGGAUUUGAAAACUCAACCUUACCUGUUGAAGGAAAUAUUGUAUUGGGGGAAUGCCAUGAUGCCAUGCAAAGUUCUGCUGAAAUGAAGUGUCCUCUCUGUAGAGGAUCUGUAUCUGGCUGGAUUCCUGCUGGAGAUGUGAGACAGUAUCUAGACAAUAAGUUGAGAACUUGCUCUCAUGAUUCCUGCAAAUUUACUGGAACCUAUGAGCAACUGCGUGAACAUGCAAGGACUGCACACGUGCUUACAAAGCCUGCUCAUGUAGAUCUGUCAAGAAAAAGAACUUGGGAUCGCCUUGAGCGUGAGCAGGAGGUUGGCGAUGUCAUCAGUGCAAUUAGGUCCCAGGUACCUGGGGCAAUAAUAGUUGGUGACUAUGUUAUUGAGACUCGAGAUGACUUGUCCCCAGACAUAGACUCCGGCGAUGAAAGUAGUGAAUGGUAUUCAGACCAUCUUGAUUCACCAGAUAAUAGACUUGAUUCCCCAAGGGUGUGGCCAAAUGAAGCGCUAGGGUCACCUAGCAUUUGGUCAGAUGAAAGGCGUAAUUUGGCAAGGCUGCCACAGAUCAAUAGAGUUUCACCCAGGCUUUCAUUAGGCAGUAGGCGAACCUUGCAUUCAGGUUGGCAGGGGGUUCGUCGGUCAAGCACACGGAGUCUGCUGCAACGGGGCUUCUCAAAUCACUACUCUGGACACCGCAGCAGCAACUACCGUGGACAUCGUCACAUGCUUCUGGAUAGGUCUUAUGCUGGUACCCGAAAUUCAGGUACUGGCAGGAGCCUAAAUCCGUCGGUGGUGCCAAGCAGGCGGCAGCGGCUUCGGUACACGCACAGAAGUCACUACUGAUGGAAUCAAUACCAGUUCCACCGUAGAACUUCAUUGGUUGAUCCAUCCAUGCUAUCUUUGUAAAUAUAUGCAAAGGCUACGUUUUUUAUUUAGUGUAUUUAAUCUGUGUAAACAAUCUAUCCCAGAUGCAAAAGGAUCUAUAUAUUUCUCUCCAAUGCCAUUUAUGGUGUUUCUGCAUUU